This is a messenger RNA of Antrostomus carolinensis (chuck-will's-widow), 2038 nucleotides long. It is a transcript of the gene GGA3, whose product is annotated as golgi associated, gamma adaptin ear containing, ARF binding protein 3. Gene Ontology annotation, biological process: intracellular protein transport; Golgi to plasma membrane transport; protein localization to cell surface. The annotation marks the transcript as partial. The transcript has 9 exons. Gene Ontology annotation, molecular function: phosphatidylinositol binding; ubiquitin binding; small GTPase binding. Gene Ontology annotation, cellular component: trans-Golgi network. NCBI's taxonomy places the organism in Eukaryota, Metazoa, Chordata, Aves, Caprimulgiformes, Caprimulgidae. The record is from RefSeq and is a predicted model, not a curated record.
GAGCUCUACGAAAGGUGUGAAACCAAAAGAAGGACAUUAUUCAAGCUGGCCAGUGAGACGGAGGAUAACGACAGCAGUUUGGGGGAUAUUCUACAAGCCAGUGACAAUUUAUCCCGUGUGAUAAAUUCAUAUAAAAAAAUAAUAGAGGGCCAAGUGAUCAAUGGUGAAGUGGAUCUCCCUGUGAUGUCUGUAGUAGAAGGGAGUAACUCCACAAGUAAUCUCAACACCCUCAUUGACCUUGCUGGAUUGGAUGUCACCAGCACCCCACCAACUCCAAUGCCACCCACCACCCUGACUCCAGCCCCCACAGCAGCCCCAGCCCCAGCAGAAAUCCCCAUUCUCCCACCUCCUCCCCAGACGCUGGCACAGUUGCGGAGCAGUUCCUCCAGCCAAGUGGAAGCCGCACCCGCUCAGCAGAGCAGCGCAGCCAACUCCCUCUCCUUGCUGGAUGAGGAGCUUCUGUGCUUAGGCCUGAAUGACCCAGCCCCUGCAGCAGUGAAGGAGACCUCAGAAAACAACCAGUGGAGCAUAUUUGAGAAUGACCAGCUGGACCUGGAUUUCUUUAAUCCGAAGACGGUGACUGUUGCUUGCAACCCUGCAGGGAACCCUCUUCUCCCUCAUACAUCACAGACCACAGGUGGAACAUCAGUGACACUGCCCUCUGCUUUCACAGCCUCUCAGACUGCUCCCAGCAUCCCAGCACCAAACUCAGCACCAUUUGUAUUCUCUGCUGGACCACCUGUCCCUGCAGGGCCUCCUAAGACUAUUCCAGCCGCUCCUGGGUAUUUCAACUCAUCUGUGGGGAGCAAUAUGUCACAUAAGAUGGAUGCAUUGGGACAACUCCUUGAAGAAGCCAAAGGGACUGCCACCCAAGGCAUGGCAACACCCUCUGUCUUCCCUGGGGUUACUUUACCAACCACUGUCACCUCUGCCCCGUUAAUAGCACCUGCAGGGCUGCCAGCCACUGCCCCUGGAGCUCCUCCAGUUCCUUUUCCAAGCAGCUCCACUGCUGGCUCAGGAAGUCCUCUCUUCCAGCCAGCACCGUUCCAGCAGCAAGGCAGUCCCAUGAAAGCACCUGAAAUUUCUUUGGCCAACGUCCAUGUUCCCUUGGAAUCCAUUAAACCCAGCAGUGCCCUCCCGGUGACAGCCUAUGACAAGAACGGCUUCCGCAUCCUCUUGCACUUUGCCAGGGAGUGCCCGCCGGGCAGGUCGGACGUGCUGGUCGUGGUAGUCUCCAUGCUGAACACGGCACCGCUUCCUGUGAAGAACAUCGUGCUGCAGGCUGCUGUGCCCAAGUCCAUGAAAGUGAAGUUACAACCACCCUCUGGCACUGAGCUGUCUCCAUUCAAUCCCAUCCAGCCGCCUGCUGCCAUCACCCAGGUCAUGCUCCUGGCAAACCCUAUGAAGGAGAAAGUGAGGCUGAGAUACAGACUGACCUUCACACUAGGAGACCAGCCCAGCACAGAGGUUGGCGAAGUGGAUCAAUUUCCCCCGGUAGAGCAGUGGGGGAAUCUAUGACCUUAGGACACUGCCAGAGACUCUGUGACAGGACCAGGAAAGGAUCCCACAGGACUGGAAUGAAUGUGACGUGGGGAGGGACACACAUGCUAUCCACUGGUGAUGUUCAGCUUUGUUUACAUGUCCUGACCACUCCGCUUGUAGCUUUAGUCCAGAAUGUUUUGCCCCACAUUGAAGGGGCCCUGGGACGUUUAUGCCAAGCAUGAACUGAGCAGCAGCCAGGAACAAGUAGUGCUGGCUGCUUUUAUCUUGACCUCUGGGUGAAUCUGGUUCUAUCUUCCACUCUAUUAAACUUGAAGUUAUUGUAUUUUGAGGGGAGACCUGUCAGCAGAAGGGGAUUUAGUUGGCUUGUUCCUGUCCUGCUGUCUGGAGAUACCUACAGGCUGGUGGGGUGAUGAUGCCACCAUGAGCUUCCUCAGUGCAGAGCCCUUACACAUGCCCUUCCCUCAGACUUUGACCUCCUCAGUGCCAGACCAGACCUGCUAAGCAUGUUGAGCAAUAAUGCUGGCUCCGUGAGGGA